UUUUGAAAUGACGUUUGUACCCUGCCCUUUUUAUUUCCUUCUUUUGCUAAAGUUCAUCUAUCAAGCCUCCCAUUUCGGCAUCCCACAACCAGUCUUCUCUCCAACAACGAUCACCCCGACGAUACAUCGCAGAUAUACGCACGCAACUUCACAACAUGCGUCUCUUUCGAUCUUUUCCUCCUUGAUUUCGCCGAAUCCGUGUUGCUUAAUCUCAGUUGGUUCCUUCUUCUGCCAUGGAUUCAGCAAUUUCUCAGCGUUUCUUUUCUGUACAUCACUUGUGCCUUUUUCUCUCUAGGGUUUUGUGAGUUGAAAAUCUGCUCUGGGCGCUUCCCUCCGAUUUUAGGGCUACAAUUGCAGGGGAUUUCAGGUUGGUCGGUCGUAACGAGGAAUUUUUGUCCCUGAGCUCAGUUGUUUCACGGAAGGUUUGGUAUGGACCUAAAUGCAUCACCACAACCAGAGGAAGAUGAUGAGUUCUUUACACAACAACUAGAGGAAGAAUCUGAAGAGCCUGUUGUAGAACCUAGCGUUGAACAUAGAGAUUAUGCAGUGAGUUCUGUAGAAAUUUCACGCAAGGAGCGCGAGGAAAGGAUCCAACGAAUUAAAAGACAACGCCCCGAUGACAGGCCAGCAUAUGCAUCUCUGCCACACAUGCAUGAUGAAACAUUCCAAGCGAAAAAACAUAGGCCUUCUAACCAGCCACCACCAGGUUGGUUGGAUUGCCCUGCUUCUGGUAAGGAAAUAAGUUACAUUAUUCCUUCCAAAGUUCCCCUUUCUGAAACCUUCAAUAAUGAUGUUCUUCCUGGCAAGAGAUACUCAAUUAGGCAAGUGCUGCAUCAACAAAGAGUCCUGGGAAGAACGCUGGGCUUGGUGAUAGAUCUUACAAAUACCACUAGGUAUUACUCACCUCAAGACUUCAGAAAAGAAGGCAUCAAGCAUGUCAAGAUUAUGUGCAAGGGACGUGAUUCUGUACCUGACAAUGAGUCCGUGAAUUUGUUUGUUUAUGAGGUUUUACAGUUCAUUGCUCGACAGAAGAAUACCAAAAAGUACAUUCUUGUUCAUUGCACACAUGGGCAUAACCGCACUGGGUAUAUGAUUGUUCACUAUCUCAUGCGUACAAUGCCAAUUUCUGUCACUCAGGCAAUACAAGAAUUUGCUGAAGUACGGCCUCCUGGUAUUUAUAAACCAGAUUAUAUUGAUGCACUGUAUGCCUUUUAUCACGAGAGGAAACCUGAAGCGGUUGUUUGUCCUCCGACUCCGGAGUGGAAGAGAUCUUGUGAAUUUGAUUUGAAUGGUGAUGCUAUGCCCGAUGACGAUGAUGAUGGAGGUGCUAUAGCUCCUCCACAUGUUAGUCAAGAACCUCAGGUUGUAAUGACAAAUGAUGACCUCCUCGGAGAUGGUAUCCCUUCUGAUCAACAGGAUUAUUUACGUCAGAUAUGCUACCAAUUCCUGAAGUUGCAGCCACCUGGGGGAAGAAACCCACAAUUUCCUGGUUCACAUCCAGUUUCUCUCAACAGGGAUAACUUACAAUUGUUGAGGCAGCGUUACUAUUAUGCCACAUGGAAAGCUGAUGGAACAAGAUAUAUGAUGCUAAUUACUAUGGAUGGUUGUUAUUUAAUUGAUAGACAUUUCAACUUUAGAAGGGUUCAAAUGAAAUUUCCAUGCAGAGUGUCCAGCCCCAGUGAAAGUAGAGAGAAGACCCAUCACUACACAUUGCUUGAUGGGGAAAUGAUAAUUGACACAUUACCUGACACAAAAAAGCAGAAAAGAAGGUAUCUGAUAUAUGACAUGAUGGCAGUCAAUUACAUGUCUAUCACAGAGCGACCCUUCAACGAGCGAUGGAAAAUGAUUGAAAAAGAGGUGAUUGAACCUCGGGCUUGGUCUCAGAGCAAAAACCGAUACACACACGAAAUGGAACCCUUCAGUGUCAGAAGGAAAGAUUUUUGGCUCCUCUCUGUAGUCACGAGACUUUUGAAAAAGUUCAUCCCAAAUCUUUCACAUGCAGCAGAUGGCCUCAUUUUUCAGGGUUGGGAUGACCCGUAUGUUACGAGGACUCACGAGGGCCUCCUGAAGUGGAAAUAUCCAGAGAUGAACUCUGUUGAUUUCCUCUUUGAGGUGGUUGAUAAUCGAGAGCUACUUUAUUUGAAUGAACGGGGAAAGAAGAAACUUUUGGAUGGAAACAGGGUUGUGUUUCCAGAUUCUCCUGACCCAUCAGAGUUCUCGGGUAAAAUCAUUGAAUGCUCUUGGGAUUCUGAUAAUCAAGUGUGGGUGUGCAUGAGGGUUAGAGUAGAUAAAGGAACACCAAAUGAAUUCAAUACAUAUCGGAAGGUAAUGAGAAGUAUCAAAGACAAUAUCACGGAGGAAAUCUUGUUGGCUGAGAUUCAUGAUAUUGUCAGAUUGCCAAUGUAUGCGGAUAGGAUUGAGUCUGAAAGGCAAGCUCACCAGCAAUCUUCACGCCGAAAAGCCGCUAGUGCUCAAGAGUUUCCAUUUGUCGGAAACUAGUAAUAAGUAGAUGUGGCAUUUCGUGUUUAGGGAGUAUCAAUUGUUGCUCUGCUUAUGUAUACAAACUGCAGGAUUUAGCUAUAGCAUCUCAUGUAUAUUAGUUGCUUCAUACAUUAGCCAUUUGUCCAAGGGGUCUCUAGUGAAAUUAUCUGAACUUCACUUUGCUUGUGAAUAUGAUCUCCAAUAUCAACUGAAUUU
This is a messenger RNA of Cuscuta campestris, 2697 nucleotides long. The record is from the annotation of a GenBank genome assembly. Lineage: Eukaryota; Viridiplantae; Streptophyta; Magnoliopsida; Solanales; Convolvulaceae.